This is a messenger RNA of Paramecium octaurelia, 657 nucleotides long. NCBI's taxonomy places the organism in Eukaryota, Ciliophora, Oligohymenophorea, Peniculida, Parameciidae. The record is from the annotation of a GenBank genome assembly.
AUGGAGUAAGGCAAAAACAUUUAUCAUCUCAAAAACACUAUCAACAAAAAUACUCAUUACUUUCUCAAACCUAAAAAUGCAGCCUUGAACUCUCUCUUGGAUACUUACAUCUUACAGGAUUACGGUGGAAUCAAUGUUAGUUAUCAAUUACCAAAAAUACGUAAUCUAUCAUAACAAUAAAUUCUCCUGGAUAUUGAAAGUAAACGCAAGCUCUCUGUUCAAAAUAUACAAAAAUUGGGUUCCCAAAGGAAUCUCAAUCGGUUAGUUCGAUCCUAAACUAUCGAUGAACCUGCAUGCAGAAAAGCAACUGACAUCAUUGAAUCUUGCGAAAAGAUUAUCACACUUCAAAAGAAGAAAGAAAUCGAUUUCAAAGUUAAACAAUCAAGAGAGGAUGAUGAAUACAAAGCUAUUCGUAAGGCUGACAAAUUACACAAGUUGAUCCAGGAACAAAUCUAUUAAUGCAACAAGGAAGAUUUAGACAAUGCAAACAAAAAGGCUAUCUUAUAUAUAAGGGAAAACACUGUCACUAUUGAUAAGGACAAAUUUAUACAAAAAUGUAAUAGGGAAAGAUUUUAGUUAUAAUAAUUUCGAGAAAGACCUCGAAAAGAGAAGGAACACAAACGAUUCAGAACUAAUUAUCACUUAUUAGAUCUCUGA